Molecule: messenger RNA, 2512 nt
Organism: Nerophis ophidion (straightnose pipefish)
Lineage: Eukaryota; Metazoa; Chordata; Actinopteri; Syngnathiformes; Syngnathidae
Product: fibrous sheath CABYR-binding protein-like
Exons: 11
Coding region: 1-2334 (777 amino acids)
Biological process (GO): proteolysis; DNA integration
Molecular function (GO): cysteine-type peptidase activity; nucleic acid binding
Source: RefSeq, a predicted model, not a curated record
AUGUGCACUCUACGUUUACAGAUUAACAGGACUGUGUGUGCCAAGCUGGGCAUCCAGCAGAGCCUCUGUGCCCCCUACCAUCCUCAGACGAAUGGUUUGGUGGAGAGGAUGAAUGGAACCAUCCAAAGCAAUGUGGCAAAGAAGCAGGAGAGCACCAGGCGGAGGCUGACAACAGGUGCAGCUAAGGAACUUCUCAAAGUUGGAGAGCAGGUCUGGCGGCAGAACGUCAGGAACCAGCAGAGGAAGGGUGGGAAGUUGGAGGCAAACUUCCUGGGCCCAUACACAAUAACAGCACUGGAGGGCAAAAGUGCAGAUUUGAAAGCAAAACAUGGUGCAGUUUUCCGCAAGGUCAACAUUGACCACCUCGUCAAGGUGAGCUGCACCAGCCUCCUCACCUCCUCACCUCCAGCUGCACCAGCCUCCUCACCUCCUCCUCACCUCCAGCUGCACCAGCCUCCUCACCUCCUCCUCACCUCCAGCUGCACCAGCCUCCUCACCUCCUCCUCACCUCCAGCUGCACCAGCCUCCUCACCUCCAGCUGCACCAGCCUCCUCACCUUCACCAGCCUCCUCACCUCCAGCUGCACCAGCCUCCUCCUCACCUCCAGCUGCACCAGCCUCCUCGCCUCCAACUGCACCAGCCUCCUUGCCUCCAACUGCACCAGCCUCCUUACCUCCAACUGCACUAGCCUCCUCACCUCCACCUCCACCAGCCUCCUCACCUCCACCAGCCUCCUCACCUCCAACUGCAUUAGCCUCCUCACCUCCAACUGACCUAGCCUCCUCACCUCCAGCUGCACCAGCCUCCUCACCUCCUCACCUCCAGCUGCACCAGCCUCCUCACCUCCUCCUCACCUCCAGCUGCACCAGCCUCCUCACCUCCUCCUCACCUCCAGCUGCACCAGCCUCCUCGCCUCCUCCUCACCUCCACCAGCCUCCUCACCUCCAGCUGCACCAGCCUCCUCACCUUCACCAGCCUCCUCACCUCCAGCUGCACCAGCCUCCUCGCCUCCUCCUCACCUCCAGCUGCACCAGCCUCCUCGCCUCCUCCUCACCUCCAACUGCACUAGCCUCCUCACUUCCAGCUGCACCAGCCUCCUCACCUCCAACUGCACUAGCCUCCUCACCUCCAGCUGCACCAGCCUCCUCACCUCCACCAGCCUCCUCACCUCCACCCCUCCUCACCUCCAGCUGCACCAGCCUCCUCACCUCCUCCUCACCUCCAGCUGCACCAGCCUCCUCACCUCCACCAGCCUCCUCACCUCCAGCUGCACCAGCCUCCUCACCUCCAGCUGCACUAGCCUCCUCAUCUCCAGCUGCACCAGCCUCCUCAUCUCCAGCUGCACCAGCCUCCUCAUCUCCAGCUGCACAAGCCUCCUCAUCUCCAGCUGCACAAGCCUCCUCACCUCCACCAGCCUCCUCACCUCCACCUCCACCAGCCUCCUCCUCACCUCCAGCUGCACCAGCCUCCUCCUCACCUCCACCCCCACCAGCCUCCUCACCUCCAGCUGCUUGUUUUGGAGAGGUAGAGGAAACAACUCCACAAUACAAAAAAACUCCAAUUCAAAUAUAUGUGAAAGAGGCAUUUGCAGGGAAGAAGGCCCAUGUCCUUCUUUCAAAGAUUGGAAAUUAUAAUUUGUAUUAUUGGGACAUCGAGAAGGUUGGCCCCAACCAGGAGCUUGAGAGCGAGGUAAUCAAUGCCUACCUCACCUUUCUUGUGAGGAAAUAUAAUAAAAGAAGUCCAGGAAAGGCUGGUGUCAUCGACAGUUUUUGCAUGAUGGCAAUUUGGCAAGGGAAACAACAAAGACUCCGAAAACUCGAUCCAAUGGCAUUCUCCAUCCUUUUGGGAAUAAUUAAUGAACAAAACCACUGGAUGUUGACGGUCAUCUACCCACAUGAGAAGAGAUUCCUUUUUUUGGAUCCAUUGGGGGAAUCACAAAGGAACAUCAAGAGAUGCCUGGGGUCAACAAGGGCCUUUAUGCGAAAGAAAUGCUGCAACGUGACAAGGUGGGCAUGCAGCACACUAGCCCAUGCACGCCAGCAAGAUGGCACAUCAUGUGGUUUCCUGGCCUUAAAAUUUGCAGAGGAAAUAUUGAAAGGGCAGCAAAUAAACAUCAAGACGAAUCCUACGGCCGUGAACAAGAUGAGGCUUGAUAUUGCCACUGUCCUCCUCCGAGAAACAGAUGAUCUCAGCAAGUUCUGUCACAGCUGUGGGAUGGAGGAGAGCGAUGACCCUAAUUGGAUCCGCUGUGACAUCUGUGACAGGUGGUUUCACCACGAGUGUGUCCUGAGGCCAGAUCUUGAUGGGGAUUACCUGUGCCCUGCAUGUGUAUGAUGAUUGCCUUUGUGUUUACUUCAUUUGACGUUUGACUUUGAAUAUUUUAUAUAUAAAUUAUUUAACUAUGUGUGGAUUUUGUUAGACUUAAACUUAGACAAACUUUAAUGAUCCACAAGGGAAAUUAUUUGUUUGUAUUAAAAAAAAAUUGCAUUAUACCUUGUUUGAUAAGAAAUUA